AUUCGUUUACAGUUCAUUAUUUCAAAAGCCACCAAACCAACAAACUUUCCUGUUUUUACUUAUAUUCCUUUCGUUUUAGAUCCUACUUUAUACAUUCUUUACACACACAUAUAUUUCCUGGACAAUUUUUUUAAAAAAAUUAAAAAAUUAAAAAAUAACAUUCUUUUUGGUAUAGUCAUAAUAUUAUUUUAGAAUCACAUACAACCACAACAUAAAUAGACGUGAAAUAGAUUUUUAACAAUAAACCUAACUUUCGUUCGUUGUAAACAAUGCCUCCGCCAGCUGUUGAAAAUAUUAACGUUGUGCAAACCACUGUUAAUACUCCCGAGAUCUUUGUAGAUCCCGAAGUAGCCUCUAUAUAUUCUGAUGGUGAUUCCUCUGACGAAAGGUCUCUAAUUAGUAAAGCAAGCGACGAAUUUCGUCCGUCACACAAUCUUACAACUCCUGACUUGAAGCGUUCAGCUUCUGUUUCCUCAUUUAGCUCAUACGCUUCAUCUCCAGAUAUUCCUCUACCCGAAAGUAAUGAUCAUGAUUCUACUUUGCAAAAUAUGCUAGCACUAGGUGAAUCAGGUGCUCUAGCUCAAAAUUGGUUUAGUUCUGGUACAUUAAAAGCUGAUGGCAGAUGGUUUAAAGAUGAUAAAGGUCGUACUUGUUUAUUACGUGGUGUUAAUUUAUGUGGUAGUUCGAAAUUACCUACUAAACCUGAUGGAUCAAGUCAUUUAAGUGAAGGAUUUUUUGAUCACCGUAAUGUUUCAUUUGUGGGUAGACCAUUUCCGCUUGAAGAAGUUCAACAACAUUUUGCUAGAUUAAGAGCUUGGGGUCUAACUUUUGUUAGACUUUUGGUCACUUGGGAAUCAUUGGAACAUGCUGGACCAGGUAUUUAUGACGAAGAAUAUAUUGAUUAUCUCAUUAAUGUUAUAGAGCAAAUGUCUCGUUAUGGUAUAAAAUGUUUCAUAGAUCCGCAUCAAGAUUGCUGGUCAAGAUUUUCAGGUGGAUCAGGUGCACCAGGAUGGACAUUUGAGGUUGCUGGACUUGAUAUAACAAAGUUCAAAACCACUGGUGCUGCCUAUGUCCAUAAUACUAAUCAUAAACCUGGUGAUUCAUUGCCAAUGGUGUGGCCGACUAAUUAUACUAAGUUGGCUAGCAGUACUAUGUUUACUUUAUUUUGGGGUGGUGAUGUAUUUGCUCCUAAUACAACAUACGAAGGCGUAAAUGUUAAAGAAUUUCUUCAAGAAAAAUACGUGAAUUGUUAUAAACAUUUGGCAAGGCGACUUCAACAUUUAGAUGCAGUUAUAGGAUUUGAAUUGAUGAAUGAACCUCAUCAAGGAUAUAUUGGUUUAGCAGAUUUACAUCGAUACGAUGGAGGAAAGACUUUGGUAUUCGGAGACUCACCAUCCGCUUUACAGUCAUUUGCACUUGGUGAUGGUAUACCACAAGAGGUUGAAGUAUGGAUUAAAUCAUGGCCAUUUCCCACUCGCAAAGAUAAAACUCGUGUUAUUAAUGAAGAAAGUGAAUCCGCUUGGUUAACCGGUAAAUGUAUAUGGCGCCAGCAUGGUGUAUGGGACGUUGAUGCUAAAACAAAUAAACCGAAAGUUUUAAAUAAAGAUUAUUUCUUAAAAAAUCCAAAAACUGGAGAAAAGUUGGAUUAUUAUAAGGAUUUUUACUUACCUUUCGUGAAAAGAUAUGCUGAAGGUAUUCAAAGUGUCAGCAAAGAAUAUUUUGUUUUCGUUGAACCACUUCCAAAUGAGCCUCCACCAAUAUGGACACCAAACGACCAUCAUAAUAACAUUAUAUAUGCACCCCAUUGGUAUGACUUGAAAGCACUAUUUACGAAAACAUUCAAUGGUAAAAUAACACAUGAUGUUCAACGUUUAACAAAGGGAGCACAUCACAUAGCUGCUGCUACAUAUUUUGGUAUAUCUGGAGCCAAGAAAAAUUAUUCUGGGCAAGUUCGAAAUAUAGUUAAAGGUGGUCUUCAAUUUGUAGGAGAGAAACCUUGCAUUAUUGGAGAAUGUGGUAUACCUAUGGAUAUUAACGAAAAACAAGCUUUCUUAACUAAUGAUUGGGUACAUCAUAGUAAUUUCUUGGAUGCUGUAUUAGGUGCCAUGGAAAAGAAUCUUGUGAACUUUACAUUAUGGAAUUAUAAUCCAACGAAUGAUAAUACACAUGGCGAUCAUUGGUAUGGUGAGGAUUUUUCGAUUUAUUCACGUUCUAUUAACGAAGAAAUCACGAUUACUAAAACCAAAGAAAUAAAGACUGACGAAACGGAAGAAUCAAUCAAUGGAACGAUAACAAAAAAAAUUCAGAAACUCAAGAUACAAACGGACACACUUUCAAUUAUUAGUUCUAAUAAAAAUACAUAUAUAAAUGAAGAAAAUGAGAAGAGUGAAUCUGAAAUUAGUGAUAAAGUCAAUAGUCCAAAUUCACCAACUUCGCCUUUCGAUUUAACUCGAGUACAUUUUUUGGAACAAGAUGAUGAAACUGAUAGUGAACAAUUUCAUCAUCAAGGUGGAAGAGUUUUGGAAGCAGUUUUGCGACCAUAUGCAGCAAAGAUGCCGGGAAUUCCACAAAUAAUGAAUUUUAAUUUAAAGAAUUUAGAAUUUAUAUUUAAAUUCACUAAUUAUCCAUUAUCACAACAAAGUAAUAUAAAUAGCAUAGUAGCACCUGAAGCAGAAAUUUAUAUACCAAAUUAUCAUUAUAAAAAACUUUUACUUGAUAUAAGAGUAUCUGAUGGCGAUUGGAGAUACGUUAGAAACAGACAAACAUUAUAUUGGAGAGUUAAAGAUUGGACGACCGAGGGAGUUGUACAUACUUUAAGAAUACGAGUUGUAGAAAAUUCAGAAGGAGAAGAAAUAUCGAAACGUGGUGAAUUAUUAUCAAGUGAUUCAUUGAAUAAAAAGCUAGAUAUUGAUGCAAAACCUGAGGUUGACAUAUAUGCUAAAUGGAUUGUAUCUGCUGUUGCUAUGAUAAUGUUUGCUUAUUGGUGGCAAGUUUAACUUUCAAUUCUAAUCACCCCUUAUUCAACACCUAUAUCCGUUAAUGGUUACGAAAUAAUAAAUAUUUAAUAAUUUAUACUUUAUAUAGUUAAUAAAUGCGUUAAAAAAAAUAAAAUAAAAUAAAA
Molecule: messenger RNA, 3121 nt
Organism: Rhizophagus irregularis DAOM 181602=DAOM 197198
Lineage: Eukaryota; Fungi; Glomeromycota; Glomeromycetes; Glomerales; Glomeraceae
Biological process (GO): carbohydrate metabolic process
Molecular function (GO): beta-glucosidase activity
Source: RefSeq, a predicted model, not a curated record